Molecule: messenger RNA, 2250 nt
Organism: Anopheles gambiae (African malaria mosquito)
Lineage: Eukaryota; Metazoa; Arthropoda; Insecta; Diptera; Culicidae
Product: fatty-acid amide hydrolase 2
Exons: 4
Coding region: 282-1844 (520 amino acids)
Source: RefSeq, a predicted model, not a curated record
GUUCGAUAUCACAAACACAGUGAGGCAGUACCGUAAAGGGCAUCGGUGGCCGGUUUGUGCCCGAGCCAGUCUGCACUUUGCCGAGUCAUCUGCACAUUCGUUGCUAGCAGUAGUAGUGGUGGUCGUGCAACCUGUUGAAGAUAUCCGAUCGACACUGACACUGGCUGUCGUACGCACCCGUCUGUAUCGUAAUCGCACCGCACCACAAGGGAGAGAAAGUAGUAACGCGAACUGUGUGGUACUAUCGUUUUUCAGUAACCGGCGGACAGCAAGCACACACAAUGGCACGGAACCGCAUGGUCGUGUACUUCUUCACCCUGCUGCACCUGGUGAUCGACAAGGUGCUGUACCUGUGUCUGAAAUGGUACUGGGGCCCAAGCAAGCGGCGCUGCCCGACUCUGCAGCGCAAGCGGCUCCUCGUCACGUACAGUGCGGUCGAGCUGGCGCGGAUGAUACGUACGCGCGAGGUGUCCUGUUACGAUGUGAUCAGCGCGUUUAUCGAUCGCCUCAACGAGGUCAACCCGCUGGUGAACGCCGUGCUCGACGGUCCGUUCAUCGAUGCGCUCGAGGAGGCGCGCCGUAUCGACGAGCGGCUGCAGCAGGGCACGAUCGGUGAGGCCGAACUCGCGGCGAAACCGUUCCUGGGCGUACCGUUCACGACGAAAGACAGCACGGCGGUCAAGGACCGGCUGCACACGCUCGGUAUCGUCGCGAGGCGCACGGUCCGGGCGAACAACGACGCGGAGUGUGUCCGGCUGAUGAAGGAGGCGGGCGCAAUUAUUAUCGCGACCACGAGCAUCCCGGAAAUUAAUCGAUGGCAAGAGACACGCAACAACAUUAUCGGCCAGACAAACAACCCGUACGAUAAUCGGCGCACGGUUGGUGGAUCUAGCGGAGGGGAGGGUGCACUCCUAGCGGCUUGCGGGACACCGAUCGGAUUGGGAACCGACAUUGGAGGUUCGAUCCGCAUGCCCGCCUUUUACUGUGGCGUUUACGGUCACAAGCCAACCACCGGCAUCAUCAACACACGCGGCUGCUCGUUGCGCACCGGGCGCGAACCCUCCACCAUGGUUGUGGCCGGACCGAUGACCCGCUACGCAACGGAUCUGCUCCCCCUCAUGCAGGUACUGGUGGGUCCGGAAAAGAGCACCAGCCUGCGCUUCGACGAACCGGUCGAUGUGCGCAAGCUGCGCUACUUCUACAUCACCGAAUCGGGCGACAUUAAGUGCAGUGCGGUGCAACCCUCGCUACAGAAAGCGAUGGACCGCGUGGUGCAGCACUUUGGCGAGAUUGCACCGGCCGGUGUGCGCAAGGUAACGCUCAGCGGCACCGACCGAACGACCAACAUGUGGCGCUACUGGAUGACGCAGGAGCCGGCCAACUUUGGCACGCUGCUGGGCAAUGGGAAACCGCUCAGCCCGCUGGUGGAGCUGGCCAAGAAGCUGACCGGCCGGAGCGAGUACACGAUGGCGUCGAUCUACUCGCUCAUGGAUACGUUGCUGCCGCAGGAAAAGGAGGACGUGAUCAAGGAGCUGACGCGUCGCUGCGAUCAGGAGCUAACGGAGCUGCUCGGUGACGAUGGGGUACUGUUCUACCACAGCACUACGCACGCGGCACCGUACCAUUACGGGGCGUUCGUGAACGUGUACAACUUUAGCUACUGGUGUCUGUUUAACGUGCUGCACGUACCGGCCACCCAGGUGCCGCUCGGGCUGGAUGGGGAUGGGCUACCGCUCGGCAUACAGGUCGUGGCGAGUCGUAACCGGGACCGGCACUGUUUGGCGGUGGCGGAAGAGAUCGAGCGCGUGUUUAACGGGCGCAUUCCACCGUUCAUUGUGGAUUAGUUGGGGUGUUUCUCAGUUUCUUUUUCGCCCUUAGGACAGUCGUACUACGAUGUCCAAUAUUGAUCGGUCACGGAGGCAGAGUGAAGUUGAAGUACGUCAGUUGGGUUAUAUUAUUUAUUCGUUAGCUUAUGCAAUGGUCGUGUUUGUUUGUUCUUCUUUAAAUUCUUGGUCGUUAAAUUAAACUCGUAACAAAUAAUACACCUCUUCUUCCAAUGCGGUCAAUUAUCGUUGUACAUGGCUAGUAAGAGUAGUAAGUCGAGGGAACUUUUUGGGUCAUUUUGGGGGUAAAAAAGCACUAAACAAAAGCCUCUCUAAACUGAACGAGUUAACUUAAAAUUAAAAAUAAAAUACUAUUUAAUAUCGGAAUAAAGGAAGGGGUAUUAAUAAAGGGACCAUAACAUAUAGA